This is a messenger RNA of Anarrhichthys ocellatus (wolf-eel), 2898 nucleotides long. It is a transcript of the gene cdkal1, whose product is annotated as CDK5 regulatory subunit associated protein 1-like 1. Gene Ontology annotation, biological process: tRNA methylthiolation. Lineage: Eukaryota; Metazoa; Chordata; Actinopteri; Perciformes; Anarhichadidae. The record is from RefSeq and is a predicted model, not a curated record. The transcript is spliced from 12 exons. Gene Ontology annotation, molecular function: 4 iron, 4 sulfur cluster binding; tRNA (N(6)-L-threonylcarbamoyladenosine(37)-C(2))-methylthiotransferase activity. Gene Ontology annotation, cellular component: endoplasmic reticulum. The coding region runs from base 136 to 1497 and encodes 453 amino acids.
UACAAGUAUGGCGGUCUGAGAGUUCUGAAAACUGUUUUGAUGGUGUAAAUAAUACAAUUUCUCAAUUUCCAAAACACCAUUUCAUCAGAAUUCGUUCUUCUCUGAACCAAUAACCGCAUCGCGUCUCAGACCAUCAUGCCGUCCGCCUGUGACUCUCUGAUUGACGACAUUGAGGACAUGGUGUCCUCUAGCGACCCGACUCCUCACGAGAGACAGUCUGCUAGAAAGAGCAUCAUGCCAAGGUCCAGGAAGAAGAAAGAGCCUUUGAGCCACGAGGAGCUCCACACUGACAGUUUGAUCCCUGGCACCCAAAAAAUCUGGAUGAAAACGUGGGGCUGCAGUCACAACAACUCAGAUGGAGAGUACAUGGCCGGACAGCUAGCUGCCAGCGGAUACAAGAUGACCGACGACCCAUCAGACGCAGACCUGUGGGUGCUCAACAGCUGCACUGUGAAAAACCCGGCAGAGGACCACUUCAGAAACUCCAUCAGGAAAGCCCAGGAACAGCAGAAAAAAGUGGUCGUAGCAGGCUGUGUUCCCCAGGCUCAGCCGCGGAUGGACUACCUCAAAGGACUCAGCAUCAUCGGGGUCCAACAGAUUGAUCGAGUGGUGGAAGUAGUGGACGAGGCUGUUAAAGGUAUUUACACACACACACACACACACACACACACACACACACACACACACACACAAGAGAUGGCUAAGAUAUUGAAUCACCCGCGCGUCUAUGCCUUCCUUCAUGUUCCCGUGCAAUCGGCCUCAGACAGCGUCCUGAUGGACAUGAAGAGAGAGUAUUGCAUCGAUGACUUCAAAAAAGUGGUGGACACACUCAAAGAGAGGGUCCCAGGUGUAACCAUUGCUACAGAUUUAAUCUGCGGUUUUCCCGGUGAGACGGAGAAAGACUUCCAGGAGACGGUAGACCUGGUGAACCUCUAUCGAUUCCCGAGUCUCUUCAUCAACCAGUUCUACUCCAGACCCGGAACACCUGCUGCCAAGAUGGAGCAAGUACCAGCACAUGUGAAGAAGCAGAGGACUAAAGAGCUGUCCCAACUAUUCCACUCUUACAACCCCUAUGACCACAAGGUCGGGGAGAGGCAACAUGUGUUGGUGACGGAGGAGUCAUUUGAUGCUCAAUACUAUGUGUCUCACAACAAGUUCUACGAACAGGUGCUGGUGCCUAAGAGGGCUGAGUUCAAAGGGAAGAUGAUUGAGGUGGACAUCUACGAGGCAGGAAAACACUUCCUGAAAGGCCGACCGGUAGAAGAGAGUAAGCCCUUCACUCCCUCCAUUGCCAAACCACUUCAGAAGGGAGAGGUGUCCGGCCUGAUGCAGCAACCGAUUGCAAAUGGCAUCCAGGAUCCUGCUUCAUCUAUGCCUUCUUCAUCCGUUCUGUUGAUCGGCUCGCACAGUCUGGACAGGGAAGUACUGAAGAAGCUGGGAAUCGGGCUCACUCUGGCAGCAGCCAUCUUGGCCUUCAUCAUAGAGAAACUGUACUGAUGGAGUAACUGCAGACUAGAAGAGGACUGUGCAGAAGGGAGAGGACGUAUGUUUGAAGCGGGUGAAUACAGCGACAUCUCGUUAGAUCCCUUACGACAUACAGCAUAUGCUCUUCUUCAAAGUUGAAUGAACCCAAAGAAGAAGAGAAAGCGAGAUUCAUGAUAACGCGUCGGUAACACCUACACAGUUAGUUGAUAUUAGUGUUUUCUGUCAUUGAAGGAGGAAUAACCCCAUGGGUAAUGACAGACCUAGCAGACACUUUUUGUACAAUUAUUGGUUUCAAAUAACACCCGAGUUACACUCAAUUUUAAUUGGAAAUUAUUUCAAGUAUCAUAUUCUGUCUCAUAUUUCUGUUACAUUGUGUGUAACUGUUUCAGGAACAUUCUACACGCUUUGUCUAUUGUUCACUGAUUGAUGGCUGCAGCCUGACAUUGUCCGGUAAAUGAGUGUUUUGGAUCUUAAUGUUUGGUCUGUGUAACUGUUCCACAGAAACAAGUUGAGCACAAUGCAGCUAGUUGAUACUGGUGAAAAACAUAUUCUGGUCUUCUGUACCAGGACAAAGUGAGAGGAUGAUGAAUGUGACUUUACAGCAUGCUGAGUUGCAGUGUGAUUCUCCAGCAUCUUUAUUUUGUUGUUGUUUUAAAGUGGGCUAAAGUGCUGAGAAUGUAGAUUUCCAAAUAUUGUACGUUAUAAAGUUGUCCAUCCUUGUUUUGAUAGAUUGAAUUGUGCUUACUUUAUCAUAUGUCUCAUUUUAUUCUGUGUAAAGAGCUUGAUCAUAAUUUGGUAUCCUUCAUUUUAAAGUAUUUGAAUAAGAGUCACUGACGGUAUAUCUCCAGAUCUUCAUCACAAACUUCUUUCAUCCUGUUUUUGAACUUGUUUUAACGCGCUAUUCUUUUGUGGUUUUGUUUAAUUUUAUGUUUUUUGCCUCAGACAUCAAAGUCGAAUGGAAUUAGUUGACGUCUUAACUUCUCUGAUUAGUUACAAUGUAACAGUUGGCCAGGUGGACAAUGCUGAGCGCUGGGAUUGAUGGUCAUGACAGAUCCAUCAUCACCACACGCUCUAUGUGAUUUAUUUCAUCUGCAUGUGAUGAUCUGCACCUGGGCCACCUGUCAGGGUUGUUUCAUACCUUCUCCCUUCUGUACCGCCUGUGGUGGUGUCUAGCUGAUAUCCACGUCAGCCAUUUCUGCUGAUGAAGGCAAAUGUAUCCAAAACUGUUUGCAUUGCUAGACAUCAUUCGAGGUGAAGGUGGACCUUUUUUCUCUUUCUUGUAUUUCAGGUGAACUGACCCUGUAAUGCAAGUCCUUUGAUAUGUCAGCUACUUGUGGUGUAUACAUAGUCUGAGUCAUUAUUGAGACAGAAGUAUCUUUUUGUUUGAACUGUUGAAUAAAGGGCAAAACACAA